Molecule: messenger RNA, 2073 nt
Organism: Acanthamoeba castellanii str. Neff
Lineage: Eukaryota; Discosea; Longamoebia; Acanthamoebidae
Product: RhoGEF domain containing protein
Exons: 9
Coding region: 1-2073 (690 amino acids)
Molecular function (GO): guanyl-nucleotide exchange factor activity
Source: RefSeq, a predicted model, not a curated record
AUGGAGCAAGGAAUCAAAGCGGGCCUCGAGAGAUCGCCACCAGCGAAGAUAGGCAAGGAGAUACCCUCCGAGGCCGAUUCAAAGACGUUAGCAGGCCCUAUGCUGUUUGUGUUCAUCCUGGACAUUUACGACCUGAACAAGAAGUUCCUGGGCACCAUCGAGCAAAUGGUACCGCACAUCGAGCAGCAGCAUCACGACGAGCUGCAGAUGGGCGGGGCCUUUGAGGACGUGACCGCCUCGUUCAAGUUGUACUCGGCCUUUGUCAACAGCUACGACAAGAGCCUGGACGCCUUGGGGCGGGUAGAAGCCACGCGGCUGUGGGCGGAGAUCAUGAAGAAGGUGGACAACCUUGUCCGCGAUGAGCGACCGCUCACCUUUGAGACCCUGCUCGUUACACCCAUCCAGCGCAUCCCGAGAUAUCUUCUUCUACUCAAGGACAUGCUGCGACACACGCCGGCCGAGCAUCCUGACUACGAGAAGCUGAGCAUCGUGCUGCCAAAGAUGGAGGAGGUGGCCAACUGGAUCAACAACGAGAAGAGCAAAUUCGACAACCUCACCAUCAUUCAGACACUCUCAGAUACAAUCUCCGGCUACGAAGACUCAUUCCUGAAGCUCGGCCGACGGUUCCUACGCGAGGGCCUACUGUCGCAGUACAUCAACGACUCCAUGCGGUCCAAGCAGCGCUAUUUAUUCCUCUUCUCCGACAUCAUUCUUCUUACGCAGCCGCGCCGUGGGAGUGCCAUGCCCCUCCUCAAAAAGGCCGCGCCCAAGUACCAGUUCAUGGCCUCCGUGGAACUCGAGCGCUGCAAGGUGUUCGGGCCAGCCGAAGUCUCGCAUGCGCUCAAACUGUUGUUGGCGGACGGCUCGUCGUGGAUCCUCCACAAUAGCUCCGAGCGCGACGUGACCAGUUGGUACCAGUCUCUCAAGGAGGCCAUCGACGAGGCCCAGGCCUCCAUGAUUAGCAAACACCAGGCCCGCGCGACCAGACUGCCCCAGUUGCGGAUGUCUCUAACAGAGGGCGAUGAAGACGAGGAUGAAGUGGUGGGCGGAGUGUCCAAGUACCACACCCACCGCACGACUACGGUCACAGAGCCCGGGCAGCGCGCGCGGUCGGCCACCGGGUCGGUCGAGCUCCCGCCGAUGGCGCAGUCGCCCGCAGCGCUGCGGGGCGGCUCGAUCCCGCCGACCCCGACCCUGCCGCCACCCCUCGAUCUGCCCUCCCUGUCCUCGACCCUAGGCCACCAGCUCCCGCGACCGCAGCUGCUGCCCUUUGCCCUCCCCGUCUCGCCCCAGCGACCAAACCGCCACCGGCUGCAGCCGGUGUCCCUCUCGUCCGACAACGUCGACACGGCGCCGAGUGGUCAGUCGUCCACCCUGUCCUAUUCCUCCACCUCCUUCUCGUCGCUGUCCUCCAGCAAGAAGCUCUAUCGGCGCACCCUGUCUGAGCUGCUGGCCUCGCAGAUCAGCGACAGCCAACGCCAACAGCACCAGCAGCCACAACAGCAUCACCAACAGCAGCAGUCGCACGCGGGCACCUUCAGCCAGAGCGGAGGUCGACACACCAACAGUAACAACAACCACAGCCCCCACAACAACAACAACCAUCACAACAACAACCAGAGCCCCAACAGCAACAGCCCCAACGGCGAGGCCAAGAGGAUGGGGAUGAGCGGAGAGAUCGCAGUGCUCGGCAGCGGCGAGCGAAGGAACAGCAGCAGCAUCCCGGCCGAGCUCAAAGAGGGCAUCAAGCGCGGCCUCGCCAAGCAGCAGUCGAUGUCGACGCCCUCCUCGCCCGUGCCCACGCACCUGUCGUCAUCAUCGCCCACCGCCCCCUUCCUCUCCCCGGCCAGACGAAGCCGAAGCAGCGGCCGCGACGACGAGGCCGAGUCGGGCUCGCCGGGCAAGUGGCCGGCCCCGCGGCGCACCGUCGGCCCGCCCACGCCCGAGGGCGGGGGUCUGGUGUCGCGGCGAGAGAUGGCGCGCAUGCUCGAGGUGUCGCUGAACCUCAACAAGGACCUCAAGAAGCGGGUCUGCCAGUCGCCCGGUAAGAAGGAGCUGGACAGGAGUACAUAA